This is a messenger RNA of Osmia bicornis bicornis, 783 nucleotides long. RefSeq names its product 28S ribosomal protein S34, mitochondrial (gene mRpS34). Gene Ontology annotation, biological process: mitochondrial translation. Lineage: Eukaryota; Metazoa; Arthropoda; Insecta; Hymenoptera; Megachilidae. The transcript is spliced from 2 exons. Gene Ontology annotation, cellular component: mitochondrion; mitochondrial small ribosomal subunit. Gene Ontology annotation, molecular function: structural constituent of ribosome. The record is from RefSeq and is a predicted model, not a curated record. The coding region runs from base 146 to 730 and encodes 194 amino acids.
CGUUCAAUCUCUUUGUGUCUGUAAUUUGUAGUCAUUGCUUGAACGAAUGUUGUUGAAAUUGGUGUUUGUAAAGAAGAGGUUAGGCUGUAAUCAAUUUGGAAGACCAUUGAUUGCUCGUAAUUGAACGACUUAGAGGGUAGAAAAGAUGCCGAUAAAAUAUGUUGGCCGCACGACCACUUUCAAAGGAAAACCUUUGUGGGAAAUUGUGGCAAAUUUAAAGAAUCAUGGUGUAGGUAGAAUGGUGAUACGAAGUAGAUUUCAGCGAUAUCCAGAACCGUGUUUCAUGAGGAUAUUGAAAGUUGCAGCAUUACCAGAUACCACUAAACAUCCACACGAGGGGCGAAAAGUAAUGGCGCUUGUUGAAAAGACGUUCCGAGGUAAAAAAAGCACAAAACCUAUACAGAUAGACAGUGCGACCCCUAAAGCAGAUUAUGUGUUAAUACCUAAAGAUGAAGAAUACCGAUUUCUCAAUGAUCUUCAACCGGAACUUAAAAUUAUGCCAGCCACCGUUGAAUUUCCACCGCUACUAAAAGAAAUGCUCCGUCUCGAGGCGAGAAAACAGAACAAAACUGAUAUACCGAAGUUGCCAUUGAAAUAUAAUUUCACGGGCGAGAAAAAUUAUAGACUGGCCAAAGAGGGUGAAACUCCCACGGUCGAUGUAACUAUGGGCCUGGGAAAACCAGCAACUCCGCAUUUAUAUGCAGAUAUUAAAUACGACGACUCAUCUUGAAUGCAUUUAAAAAAUGUCUGUAUGUAAUAGAUUUAAUGAUAGAAUAAUGUACA